CGCGGAAGCGAGUGAACGAACACUGCUGGCUGGGUGGAGGAUGGAAGGUGGUGGAGCGAGGUUUCGCGGUGGCCGCAGUCAUCGUGGUGACGAUGGCGAUGCCAGUGGCAGCAGUCGUAAUAGCGUGGGAGAAGGAGUUAGAGGGAGGCUGGCGAGUGCUAGGGACAGCUUGAAGGAAGCAGAGUACACAAUCAAGGUGCCACGCGGGUUUGCGGGGCGAUGCCGUGAGAUUGAUGAUUUCGAACGACUCGGCCGGCUUGGCGAGGGAACAUACGGCAUCGUUUACAAGGCCAAGGACAUUGAAACAGGAGCCAUUGUUGCUGUGAAGCGUAUCAAGAUGAAGGACGAGCGAGAAGGCAUGCCGCAGACGAGCCUGCGGGAGGUGACGACGCUCAAGGCCAUGGAGCACGAGAACGUGGUGCAGCUGCUAGACAUUGCCGUGGGCGGCGCACACGACCAAGUGUAUCUUAUUUUCGAGUACUGCGAGCACGAUCUUGCCUGGCUUGUCGACAACCUGCCUGCGCCCUUCCCGGAGACGGUGGCCAAGUCCCUCACGGUCCAGCUGCUGAAAGGCUUGCGCGCCCUGCACAGCAUGUUCAUCGUCCACCGCGACAUUAAGCUCUCCAACUUGCUGCUGAACUCGCGCGGGUACCUGAAGAUUGCCGACUUUGGGCUGGCGCGGCGCAGCGGCGACCCACCGCGUCCAAAGACAACCAACGUGGUCACGCUCUGGUACCGUGCCCCGGAACUGCUAUUUGGGGACAAGGCGUACACAAGCAAGGUUGACUGCUGGUCCGCUGGCUGUGUCAUGGGCGAGCUCCUGGCACACAAGCCCAUUUUGCCGGGCAAGUCGGAGGUGUCGCAGCUGGACCUCAUCAUCCAGCUGCUGGGGACGCCAAACGAGGCAAUAUGGCCCGGGUUCUCGAGCCUGCCGCUUGCAUCGCGGUUCCAGCUCACCGCGCAGCCCUAUAGCAAUCUCAAGGACGAGUUUCGCUUCAUAUCUGACCGCGGGAUUGACCUGCUGCAGCGGCUGCUGACAUACGACCCGCACCAGCGCUGGUCGUGCGAUCGUGCGCUCGGCCAUGCCUACUUCCGCGAGUUCCCCUACCCGUGCACCCCGGAUAUGAUGCCGACGUUUGCGGUGGACGGCCGAGGCGACGAGGAGGCCACGGAGGAGAGGGAGGAGGCAUGGGAAGACAGGGGAACCGGCAAGCGGCCGCAGCAGCCGCGGCAGCACAGCCGUGGUGGCGGUGGCGGUGAUGGUGGUCGUGAUCGCGAUCGUGGUCGUGAUCGUGGUCGUGGUGAUCGCGAUCGUGAUGGUGAUGAUGGUGGUGGUGGUGGUGGAGGGCGUGGCGAUGAUGGCAGGAGCAGGAGGCGACGAAGAAGCAGUCCCUCCCACGCACAGCGAUCCACGCGCAGCAAGGGCGAUCAUCGACGAUGACGUGAGACGAUGAAGCGAGGUCUGCGUGCGUGUGUGAGUGUCUGAUUGCGUGUGCGUGUGUGUGCUUGCAGGAUGUGGCAUGUUGUGAACAGAGUGAAAACCGUUACAAAGUAG
This is a messenger RNA of Salpingoeca rosetta, 1555 nucleotides long. RefSeq names its product CMGC/CDK/CDK10 protein kinase. The transcript is spliced from 3 exons. NCBI's taxonomy places the organism in Eukaryota, Choanoflagellata, Craspedida, Salpingoecidae. Gene Ontology annotation, biological process: regulation of mitotic cell cycle; protein phosphorylation. The record is from RefSeq and is a predicted model, not a curated record. Gene Ontology annotation, cellular component: nucleus. The coding region runs from base 41 to 1441 and encodes 466 amino acids. Gene Ontology annotation, molecular function: ATP binding; cyclin-dependent protein serine/threonine kinase activity.